Molecule: messenger RNA, 1275 nt
Organism: Mycena indigotica
Lineage: Eukaryota; Fungi; Basidiomycota; Agaricomycetes; Agaricales; Mycenaceae
Product: GFO-IDH-MocA domain-containing protein
Exons: 14
Coding region: 1-1275 (424 amino acids)
Biological process (GO): NADPH regeneration
Cellular component (GO): cytoplasm
Molecular function (GO): nucleotide binding; oxidoreductase activity
Source: RefSeq, a predicted model, not a curated record
AUGGCCAACCUCAGCAAAAUCAACGCUCUUAUGUGCGGCACAGGGGAGUAUACUACCGGCUGGGUUGGCACCGGAGCUUCGAAAUCUGACAAAAAGAUUGGUGUUGUGGGCUUGACUCUCUUCGAUUUGCGUCGUCUCGGCAAGGUUGACCAGCUCAGCAUGGUGGGGGUAAACGGAGGCAAAUUCCCUGCGAUCCGCCAGCACCUUGCAGAAAACAUUGGCGGGGUCUACAAAGACAUGGACCUUUCUUUUGAGGAAUAUCCGGAAGGCGGAAAAGUUGAUCCUGAAGCCUAUAAAUUGGCGAUUGAGAAGUUGGCACCAGGUUCUGCGGUCAUCAUCUUCACACCCGAUCCGACCCAUUACCCCAUUGCUCUCUAUGCAAUCGAGCGGGGAAUGCAUGUCCUGAUUACUAAACCCGCCACUCAACUUCUGUCCCAUCAUGUUGAGCUCAUUGAAGCAGCGAAGAAACACAACGUCGUUUGCUUUGUUGAGCACCACAAACGAUUCGACCCUGCAUACAGCGACGCCAAGGCACGUGCCCAAGCGCUGGGGGAAUUCAACUUUUUCAGUGCUUGGAUGUCGCAACCGAAACUGCAGUUGGAGGUAUUUAAGAGCUGGGCCGGAAAGGACUCGGACAUCAGUUAUUAUCUCUCUUCCCACCAUAUCGACAUCUGUUGCUGGAUUCUCCAGGACCGCGCGGUUCCUACACGAGUAGUUGCUAGUGCGGCGACGGGAAUUGCAACAGGCGAGCCGUACAACUGUGUUCCUCAAACAGAAGACACGAUAACGUUGAUGGUCGAUUGGGAGUCUACAACUAGUGACCGUCAUCGGGGAACGGCUGUCUACACUGCCAGCUGGACUGCGCCACUGAAGGCUGGGGUUCAUUCAGCCCAGCAUUGGUACUAUAUGGGCGAGAAGGGUGACAUCACGGUCGACCAAGCUCAUCGUGGCUACGACGUUACCGUCGAUGAGACCGGGAAGAUGUGGUACAACCCAUUCUAUAUGAAGUACUCCCCGUCCGAAACUGGGCACUUUGACGGCCAGCGAGGAUAUGGCUACAUUUCUAUCGAGAAAUUUAUCGACGCUGCUCGGUCUGUUAAUGCGGGAAGUGCGACACCUGCCGAUUUCGAUGCACAUGGUCUGCCUACGAUAGCUAACACCGUUCUUACGACGGCUAUUCUCAACGCUGGGCGUAUUAGCUUGGACGAGAAGCGGGCGGUGUUCAUCAAGCGGGCUCUCUCAGAGAACGGGGCAGAACAGUGGGUAUUGGAGUAA